GUACUUGUUUAGUGUUGCUGACGAGACGCUGAUUUUUAUGGCCACUUUCCUCGUGGAUUAAGCCACACUCGUUGAAAAUACCUAACUCUCAGUCUACAGAAACAUGUCUAAACUAAAGUCGUUUCGUGUAUUUUUAAAUGAGCGUUUAACGGUGGCUGCUGUGGAGAUUUUCGGGGCAGCUGAGAAAACGGUAGUGGAGUACCAGGAGGAGAAUGAUCGUCUACGGAGACUGCUGCGGAUCACACCGGAGAUAAAACUAUAUAGAAUAGACUUGCAGCUCUCUCUUUCUGUAUCUGAAGAGGGGGUUCCCUCUGAGCAGCAGCACUGUGAGCAGGAGUGGAGCCCCAGUCAGGGGCAGCAGGAUCCAGAGCCCACGCAGAUUAAAGAGGAACAGGAGGAACUCAGGACCAGUCAGGAGGAAGAGCAGCUUCAAGGGCUCUUUGAUACGAAAGAUUCCAUAUUCACUCCUUAUGUGAAAAGUGAACUUGAUCAGGAAGACCCACUUCACAAAGCCAAACUAGCUGAAUACCCAACUCUCAGUCGACUGAAAAUGUCUAAACUAGAGUCGUUUCGUGUGUUUUUAAAUGAGCGUUUAAAGGCAUCUGCUGCUGUGGAGAUUUUCAGGGCAUUUGAGAAAAUGAUAGCGGAGUACCUGGAGGAGAAUGAUCGCCUACGGAGACUGCUGCGAAUCACACCGGAGAUAAAACUAUGUAGAAUAGACUCCCUGCAGCUCUCUCUUGCUGUUUCUGAAGAGGAGGUUCCCUCUGAGCAGCAGCGCUGUGAGCAGGAGUGGAUCCCCAGUCUGCAGCAGGAGGACCCAGGGCCCACACAGAUUAAAGAGGAACAGGAGGAACUGGGGACCAAUCAGGAGAAAGAGCAGCUCUUUGAUGCCGAAGACUCCAUAUUCCCUCCUCCCUGUGUGAAAAGUGAAUGUGAUGAGGAGGAUCCACUUCAGUGCUGGACUCUUCCCCAAACCCAGACUGUGGCGAAUAGAGAGAGUGACACUAAAUCAGUGGAUCUCACACCUUUUGUAACAGUGACUCACAUAAAGGAUUUCAAAAUUCCCUGUGACCCUCCAGAUUAUCAAAACAAUGGCUCCAGCCACAGCUCAGCCGAAAACUGCGACCCAGUAGGACUUGACAGCAGCCCACAAUUGCAUCCUAGCCCACUAUUGGAUCCAAACCUAUCAAUGGGGGAACAUUAUUCCAAACUUAGCAACAUGUCUAAAAAAAAACACCGCUGCCAUGACUGUGGUAAAAAGUUUGCUCUGAAACCUGACUUGCAGAAUCAUUUGACUUUCGCCAAGAAGAGACUCAGCGAAUGUCAGUUUUGCAAAAAACGCUACAACUCCACUUGUGAACUGAAGACCCAUGUCCGACUCUGUCAAGGUAGCAAACCCUGCACCUGCCCUGUUUGUGGCAAGACCUUCAAAGAAACAACAUUUCUGUCCAGGCACAUGAGGAGUCACACGGGAGAGAAACCAUUUAGCUGUGUUGACUGCGGUAAAAGCGUCAGUCUCAAGCAACUCACAAAUGUGGAAAUUCUGGACAUUUUUGUCAAUUCUGACAAUGAGUCUGAGUAUGAAACAGAGGAAUCAGAUUCUGACAGUGACUGUAAGGAGCUGCCGCCAAACCUCAUGGGCAUUGAGAAUCCUGAAUCUGAGGACCCCUUGACCAUCGACAAAGUCCCAGGUCCCUCUGAAGAUGCUGGUGGUGAUGGAGGCAGACCAACAGUGGGUGAAGUACUGGAGGUCUGUGGUAGCUGGAAGGCCACCAGCCAUUUCACCCCUCCUGGCCUUGCUGUUGGCUUUGAUGAGUCCCAGUCUGGAGUAAAAAGCCCCUUGCCAACUCCCUCUGCAGCAGAGUGCUUCAAGCUGUUUCUGACAGAGAAGCUGGUGGGAGACAUAGUGGAGGAGACUAAUCGCUAUGCCUUGGAGUUACAGGAGAAGAGAGAGCCAGGAGUGAGGGGGAAACUCGCUAAAUGGGUGACAACCACAAUUAGUGAAAUGUAUACCUUCCUAGUGACAGUCCUUCUCAUGGGAAUAGUGAAGAAGAACUCUCUAAGGGAAUACUGGAGCACGGAUCCUAUGUUUGCAACUCCCUUCUUUGCCACUCUCUUUUCCCAAGAUCGCUUCCUAGUCCUGCUGCGAUGCCUGCAUUUCGUCAACAAUGCUACUGCCAACCUAAAUGACCCCUUACACAAAAUAAGAACUGUUCUUACCAGCCUGACAUCAGCAUUCAGUCAGGUCUUUAUGCCAUACAAGGACUUAUGCAUUGACGAGUACUUGAUGUUAUGGAAGGGUAGGCUGGCAUUCCGUCAAUACAUUCCCUCCAAAAGGCACAGGUUUGGGGUCAAGUUCUUUUUUUUGUGCGAUGUGAAGACAGGAUUUGUCCAGGACAUUCUAGUUUACACAGGGUCCACCACUGACGUCCAACAUUAUGAGGGGCUUGGGGUGUCCGGGUCCGUGGUGAUGACCAUGCUGGCUCCUCAUCUCGGGAGGGGCCACACUUUGUAUGUGGACAAUUGGUACAGCAGUCCAACACUCUUCCAGCAUCUGUUCUCCAACAGCACAGGGGCUUGUGGCACAGUCCAAUCAAACAGGAAGGGGAUGCCGUCAUUUGGAAGCAGGAAGAUGCAGAGGGGGGAGGUGGAGUUCAAGGAGAACGGUCAACAGCUGGCAGUAAAGUGGCAUGACAAACGAGACGUCCAUGUCCUCUCCACUGUCCAUACAGCAACCAUGUCACCCACAGGGAAGGUUGACCACCUGACGGGAGAGAGAAACAUCAAACCAGACUGUGUGCUUGACUAUAACUGCAAAAUGGGGGCAGUGAAUAAGGCAUACAUGAUAAACCGCUUUGUGGCAUGCGCCUGGAAAACCACCAAGUGGUAUAAGAAGAUAUUUUUCCAUCUGAUCGACACUGCUGUCCUCAAUGGCCACAUAGUUCACCGCCAGCUAUCAGGUGAGGUGAUUACCUACCAAAAGUACAGAGAGAACCUCAUGAGAGAGCUGCUGGAGGAGCACCACACCCCUCGGCGUCCACCCACUGGGGGCCGUCCUGCUGCAGACAAUCCCUUACGCCUCAAUGCCCGGCAUUUUCCCUCAAAAGUACCUCAAACUGCUGCACAAGGUAGUCGCACACGGAGGCACUGCAAAGUCUGCCUUUCCAGCACCAGGAGGAGGAAGCAGAGGAAGUUGACAAAGUACAUGUGUGUACCUUGUGACAUACCCCUGUGUGUUGCGCCAUGCUUUGGGGAGUACCAUACGCUCAAGCACUAUUGAGCACAUCUGCAGCAAUUACUGACUGACUGAAUUGAAAGGUGACCUGCCAUGAUACAAUGACUUUAGGGGUGUUGGGAUGCAGUUUUUGUUCAACCGCUACGUGAAUAUUGAAUUAUGGGCUAGGCAUGUUUGUAAUGAAAUGACAGUUGUCAUUGUCUUUUCUUUCAUUUUUUCCCUCCAGUAAAACUGUAAAGAAGUGAAUGUUCAAAGAAUGUGUUGUUAGAAUACAAAAGCUAGCCUCACUCUUCAUGAACAAAGAUGUCAGCAACUCCACUUCCAGUGAUGUUGGCAAAUUAUGUUCAAUAUUGUUUGUUUCUGAAAGUAAAGAAUAUAGAUGAAUGAUUAGUAAUUACAGUAGAAUAUCAGGAAUUAGCAUUAAAACAACAUUACAAUGAAGUAACAUUACACUGCUAUAAGAAUAAUAAAUUGCAUUUACAACAUGACAUGUAUAAAUGCACCAGUAACUGAAUAGCUCCACAAGGGGGCAGGGCAGAGCUAUGUUUAACUGGCCAAAUAAAUACACAGGCCUGGUCAUGAGGGCAUCUUCAAAAGGAUACAACACAAGCUUAUACUUCUCUGACGUGAUUAGCAGUUUUUUACAGAACUAAUGGAAGAAUGUACAUAAGCACAAUUGAGUAUAACACCAUAAAGGUUAUGCAAUUAGUACCUCGCAUGUCGGCAGUUCUAAAGGAAUAGACAGAAUACAUAUUGCUCCAUACAUGCAUAUCAUGUGCUACAGUUGAAAUGAGUUAAAACGAUAAUACAGAACCUGUAUUAUGCUAAGGUAAACGCACAUGUGUACAAAGUAAUUAUUAUUAAGGAAAACAACAUUGAAGGCAAUGCGGUUUGGGAAAGUUUUGUUCUGACUGGAGAUGCACAAAAGUCUGCAUACUUGACCUGGGGAAACCCUGGGGGACUGCUUGGGCUCUCAUCCAAGAGAGAAGUUGCCUGGCUCAUUUAAACAUUAGCAUAGCAUGUCUCAAAUGUAAAUUGCCCACGACAGUGAAAUGGGCUAGCAACUUCUGUGUAUUAAUGAGGCGGAAUGCACCUAAUUUCAGAGUGACAUUUGAAGAUAAUUUGAAAUUGAAACAGCCUAUAGAUCAUUAGCACACAGCGUGCUGUGCUUUGAAGGCAGCAGGGGUUAACUGUCCUGUUGUGUAACAGUCACAUUUUGGUACAGAGAGCGCAUUCUGACAUCACAAGCAUAAAAACUGACAUUUGGAACUCUCGUGUGAAAAGGUCAAACAUUUAUACUUUCCGGAAAAUAUAUCCUUCUGUCCAAGAGUAUUUUUCGUCCAUUUUGACCCUAUGGUACUCAUUCAUGAUAUUGUUUGAAAUUGAACCUUUUGGGAAGUAAUUAUAUACAGUGGAGUCCAAACUGUUUAAAGAGAUAUUCCAGAGGCUUGAAAACAACCUCGUUAUUUUUUCGUUAUUUUUUUCAACCUCCCGUUUUGGACUUGACGUGUCAAUGUAUGGCUCAUACAUGCAUAAUAUACAAUCUACCUGACAUUUAGUGCUUGUACCUGUCAUGUAGUGAAUGUGUGCGCUCUGAAGUCGCAGGGCUGCAUGGGUUUACCAUUAGAUAUCUAACCCUUUUCUGUUUACUACAUGAUUCCAUAUGUGUUAUUUCAUAGUUUUUAUGUCUUCACUAUUAUUUUACAAUGUAGAAAAUAGUACAAAUAAAGAAAA
Messenger RNA from Oncorhynchus tshawytscha (Chinook salmon), 4969 nucleotides. Its product is annotated as piggyBac transposable element-derived protein 4. The transcript has 4 exons. The record is from RefSeq and is a predicted model, not a curated record. The coding region runs from base 104 to 3280 and encodes 1058 amino acids. NCBI's taxonomy places the organism in Eukaryota, Metazoa, Chordata, Actinopteri, Salmoniformes, Salmonidae.